AUGGCGAUUAGUUCUGACAAGAGCAGAGUCAUGAGACUAAGUAUGAUCAGCAGUUUACUUAUAAAAUGUUUGAUCCAUUUACUAGCUAUGGCCGCAUUGCCUUGUGAAUCAGCUCACGAUGAUGACGAUCCAACCAGAGGUUUCGUCUCCUUUCCUUUCAACACGUCCUACUACCACAUCCAGAGCCCUUACAAUUUGCCUGAAGAGAAGCGUUACAGCUUCGUCAAUGGCGUCCACAAGUGCUGGGUUUACUCCACCGACAAGCCGCAUUCCCGCACCAGCAGGACCAAGCCCCGCACCGAGAUCGCCAUCCAGGGGUAUGAAUACAAAUCGGGCACGUGGGAAUUCGAAGCGUACGGUUACGUGCCGAAAGGGACAUCCGGCGUGUCGAUUAUGCAGGUGUUUGGAAGCAAGCCACCGACGGCGACUUCGUUGAUGCUCAUGGUUUACGACGGCAGCCUCCACUGCUACAGCAAGGGCCAAGUCGUGCUCGCGAACAUCUACAACAAGUGGUUCAAGCUGAAUGUGAUCGACGAUUUCGAUUCCAGAAAGAUCCAGGUCUACAUCAACAAUGAGCUCAAGCUGGAGGUAAUGGGGCGUGGAGGUAAAUAUCAUGCGUUCAAAUGUGGAGUGUAUGCACACCGGAACGAUUCUCGUCGCAUGGAGUCUCGCUGGAAGGGCAUAAAGAUUUUCAGAAAGAAGGUCUAG
Messenger RNA from Linum tenue, 708 nucleotides. The record is from the annotation of a GenBank genome assembly. NCBI's taxonomy places the organism in Eukaryota, Viridiplantae, Streptophyta, Magnoliopsida, Malpighiales, Linaceae.